Molecule: messenger RNA, 687 nt
Organism: Lodderomyces parapsilosis
Lineage: Eukaryota; Fungi; Ascomycota; Pichiomycetes; Serinales; Debaryomycetaceae
Exons: 1
Coding region: 1-687 (228 amino acids)
Cellular component (GO): peroxisomal membrane
Source: RefSeq, a predicted model, not a curated record
AUGACAAUACUCACAAACCCUUUGUAUCGUCCACUUUUAGAGAUAAUCAGAUCAGCUAGAAAUGGUGUUGUUUACGGUGGUAAAUUGAGGUUUUCACAUGCGCUAGUCAUAAACUUACUAUACAGAUCUGGUCCACUAGGUCCACGUAUGAAGCUGGUUUUGGAAGCGUCAAAAGAUCAUGCUGAGGUAUUGGCUUCAUUUGCAAUAAUUUAUAAACUAGCAGUUAAAAUUCUUCAAAGUGAUGCCUUCCUAGGUCCUAAAAACACACAAUUGCCCAAAUUCAUUGCCGGUUGUUUAGGUUCAUGGAUUGUUUAUUCUGGUCAUUUCAAUUUAUUUCAUGGUGGAAUCACUCAUCAAAUCACCUUGUAUUGUUUUUCAAGAGUUAUAAUUGCAGUGGGCAAGAUUCUUUUGGAUAAUUAUCUUGGAUGUUUUCAACCAAGCUUUACCAAUUUUGCUGGUGAUCAAAUUACAUAUCGUGAUUUAACUCUGCAUCAACAAAAAAAAUUGAAGAACAUGAUUUAUAACAAACUGUGGAAAUAUUUUGCUAUAUUGGUUUGGGGAUUGGUUAUGUUAAUUUAUGAUUAUAGACCACAAUAUUUACAAAGUUCAUUGAGACAUUCAAUGGCAUAUAUUUACGAUGUGGAGAUGGAUACAUGGUCUAAUUGGAAGGAAUUUUUGGGGGUUUAA